Hemicordylus capensis (graceful crag lizard) is the source of this 5756-nucleotide messenger RNA. RefSeq names its product cilia and flagella associated protein 43 (gene CFAP43). The transcript has 39 exons. NCBI's taxonomy places the organism in Eukaryota, Metazoa, Chordata, Lepidosauria, Squamata, Cordylidae. The record is from RefSeq and is a predicted model, not a curated record. Gene Ontology annotation, molecular function: protein binding. Gene Ontology annotation, cellular component: axoneme. Gene Ontology annotation, biological process: cilium assembly; sperm axoneme assembly. The coding region runs from base 55 to 5142 and encodes 1695 amino acids.
ACGGUACAAGACGCUGCCUUUUCUGGAAGAAGAUCUGGCAAAACGGAAGGUGCAAUGGAGGCGCCUACCGGGAAGGCGGGUGGCCGCCGGCCAGUAUCUCCCAUGCACAGAGCUGAGUUGGAACUGAGGUGGGUACAGGGAUUCACCAACAGGAAGGUUGGCUUUGUUGAUAAACAGACUGUCUGUUAUCCUUCCGGCAAUUACAUUAUAUUUAUCAACAUUGAAACACAAGUCAGAUCGGUUUUGCAGUGUAAGCAAGGGAAUAUAGGAGCCUUUACUGUGAGUGGAAAUCAGCAUCUAGUUGCAUUUUCUGACAGACAGCUGAAUCCUAUAAUCUAUGUCUACAGUUUUCCAGGACCAAAGAAACAGGCCAAAUUAAAAGGGCAUGCCAGCCUGGACUACACCAUGCUUGCAUUCAGUUACACAGGUUCUUAUCUGGCCAGUUACUCUGCAAUCCCAGAAUUUGCUCUUUCAAUAUGGGACUGGAACAAAAACGUCCUCUUAUGCAGUCAGUCCCAGCCAGGAGUAGAAGUGACUGCAAUGGGUUUUAAUCCCAUGAGCUGGCACCAGUUGUGUCUAUAUAGUGGGACCUCUGUGACUCUUUGGCACAUUGAAAGGAAUAAUGAAGAGCACAUUUUGAAGUCAAAGCCAGUCAGGCUCCCUAACGAAGAUGGAGCUUUAGUGGAUGAGCAAAACAGCUUUUUCACCCGUACUAAUGUCCAUGAUCUUUACUUUGGCCCUGUACUGCCCAAUUCAGCUAUUGCUGGUCUGGUCGGCGAUGAAGCAGAAACGUUUAGGCCCAAAGACGAUAUUCAACCUUUUGUCCACCCUACUGUCCAUUGCUGGUCUCCAACCUCUGAUCUGUAUAUGGGCUGUGAGGAAGGCUAUUUUUUGAAAAUUGGUGCAGACACGUUCAAGGCUGCUAUUGUCCAUCAAAAACUCUCACCAGAUGCGAAAGCAAAAAAGCGGGCAACUUUUCGGUCGAUCUCGCACAGUUUGGCAACAGAAGAUGAAAGGAAGGAAGCUCAAAAUGUGGUCCUGUUUGCCAUGGCACUUCAUAAGGAUGGGCUCUUCGCAGCUGGAAAUGAUGGUGUUGUGCGGUUUUAUAAAAUCAAAGGCACAAGUUAUGAGGUGGAAGACUGCCUGGAUAUGGAGGAGCCCAUAACAAGUCUUAUCUUUUCUCCUGAUUACGUUAAUUUAUUAGUAGAAACAGAAAAGGGUUCACUCUACAUAUUUAAUCCUAAUGUGAAUGAAGAUGUUAUCCAGUUAUUGGAUGCAAGUGAAGAACAAUUCAUAGGAGCUGAUUUUAUUGUUCCAGGAACCAAAUACUGUGUGUCAGUAGCUAAAUCCGGAGAGGUACAUGUUUGGCAGGUAGAAGAUGGAACUUGUGUCAGCAAGCUUUGUCUACAUACAGUGGUCACUGCAAUGUGCUGCUCAUUGUCCUCUCACUGCGUCGCAGUGGGAUCAAAAAGGGGCCACGUCUACUUCUUAGAUCUUACUCAUGUGGAAACUCCUAGGUUGGUUCACCGGAUUCUCCUUUCUGAACAUCCUCUUCAAUUUCUGCACUAUGAACAGAGUGGUCAGUUUCUCAUAGCAUCAACUACAAAAGGAUAUAUCUUUAUUUUAAAUGCCCUCCCCUCAAAAUCAUUCCAAGUCAUUGGAUACACAGUGUUGACCAGUGAGAUAACUGACUUAACUUCUCUUUAUGAUGCUGAGAAGGAUUCAACUGAAGUGAUUUCACUACUCUGUCCACCAGAUAUCAAAAGGGCAAGGGUGGAGAUAUUUAAUCUUUCUUCAAAGACUAUUUCAGAUAAUGAGGAGUGUAUCAGUGAAAGAGGGAUGUUGAAGGACUUUGUUGUUCGAAAACGUACAUAUGAAUUAGAAUACCCACUUUGUUCUCUGGUCAAGAGGAAGGACAGUACAGUAUAUGCCUAUGCUAGCCAGGCACCUUUUAUCUGUAGAUAUCAUCUUACUGCAAAGAUUACUUGGAAAGAUCAGCAAAUCACUGUUGCAGAUAAGACGACACCAAGCAAACAAUUUGGGCGGGCUGCCCUGCAUUUGUCACCUCAUCACAAGUGGUUAGCUUCAGUUGCUGAGAGUGGAGUAUUAUAUAUCCAUGAUGCUACAUCUCUGGAUAUUUUAGCUCGUGAGCACUGCCAUUCAUACAACGGACGGGGAAUCAGAUCGUUGGCAUUCUCACUGGACGGUCAAUCUAUUCUUGUCAGUGGAAUGCAGGAUAGAACACUUGUUUGUCUGAAAUGGAAGAGGCUUGGAGAGCGCAAACUGAAGGAUGCAACUGACUUUGGGAAUUAUCUUCUUACCAUUCUUAGCAGCCAUAUUUUCCGAGAAAACUCAUUUCUAAAGUCCAUGCCUGAGUGGACAAUGACAUCAGCAUCUAAUUUUGACCCAUCAUUUGAAAGUGGUUCUCAGAUAAGGUUCCAGAAGAGAUCACGUAUUGAAAUGGCAGAAGAAGAAGAUGAAUACUUCCGUCUGAUUCAAGGAAAACCUGAUGAGACUACAUGGUUAGAUCAGAAAGCAGAAAAGGCUAUCAAGGAGGAGACUGAAAUGUUUGCUGACAAAAAGAGAGAGCUGAAAAAUAGAAUUAAAGAGCUCCGUAAAAAGAUUCAGGAAAUGAUGUUUGAAAAUGCAAAGGCACCUAAAAUUGAGAAACUGGAUCAACAGGAAUUCAACUUGGACAUAGAAGAACAAGAGAGACAGCAAAUAAAUAGUGAAAAAGAAGUAACAAGGGUAAGGAAGGAUAUAGAGAUGGAAAAUCUAGCAAACUGUUUUUUACGUGAGAUCAUCAAACAUGAAUGCUGGGAUUCCAUGGUUGUUAAAGGACGAUCAGUUAAGACCUUCCACUCACCCUGUGAAGUUCAGAACUACCCAAUGAAAGCACGAAGUGAGGAAGAACAGAAGAUGUUGGAGAGAAUUGUGUAUAUAAAGAAGAUUGAAGCAACAGAUAUGAAGCUCCGAAGGAAGAUUGUUGAAUUUCAGUCUCAGGCUUCAAGCAUUGAAGGGGAGAGGCCUGAAGAAGGAGAGAAGCAAGAAGAAGAAAAAGUUGAUGCUCUGAUGGGAAGCUUGAGCUCAAAGUAUGGUGGAGAUACGUCCGUUUUAUACCACCAACUGGAAGUCCACACUCGGGAGGAGAAGAUUAAUCAGAUUAUGUUACUACGGGACAUUAUUUAUAAUGUGAAGACUGCUUUUAAUAUGGAAUUUGACUCAGUCACCCGAAUGAAAGAGCUAGAGAUUGCACGGGUAAAGGAGAGGAACGUGAGGAUUGCAGAGAUCUUAAAACAGCUGGAUUUGAAGGAGACUAUCUGGGAGGCAACCUUGUCAGAUAAUGAGAAACCAGAACGCGCACUGACGGUCCCAGAAUCAGAGAUCAAAUCAACAAAAUACUUGACCCCAGUGCAAAAAGCAAAAGAAAAAAUUAUGGCUCAGGUUGAGCAUAAAAGACGACUUGCUGCUCAGGCGGAUAAUGCAAGAGAGCGUGGCCUUAUGGACAUGAUGGGUGGAGUUCUUGAAGUAAAAAAAGAAGACAUUUUGAAGAUGGAGAUUCCAGUACCUGCUUUUGUAAAAAAAGAAGAAGCACUCUGGAAUGAAGAGGAAAAAAAACUAUUUAAAGAAUAUGAGAAGAAAGUUAAGGAACUGAAUGAAGAAAGAGAGAAACAUCGAAAGAUUCUGGAAACUGAGUUGAGGAAACUUCAGAACUCUGUUCAAGAAACAACACAAACGUUUGAUGAAAUUGUGAACAGGCUCUUUGAGAAAAAAGUCCAUACUGAAAUGGUUAUAUAUCAGGAAGAACUCAAAAUAGCCAACAUCCUUUAUUCAUUGCUUUUGGAUGAAGAAUUGAGUACGAGAGAAGCUGGGCUCCAGCACUACCUUGAGAAAAAGAGGAAGGAAAAGAUUUUUUCUAAUGAAGCACUCAAGGCAUCCAGAGCAGAAGUGGAGUCUUACAGAGAUACCUAUGACAUUGUAAUUGCUGAGGAUAAACUUAUGGAACGUGGGUUUAGAAAGGAAUUUUCAGAUCUCCCCAUUCAUCACAUUGAUCAACUAUUCAAACUUUACAAACGUCGACCAAGGGCUCACAAGACAAAGGUUCAUGUUGAUGCUGCUAACCCCUAUGGUGACCGGCCAGGUUCUGCCAAAACUCAGCAUGAUGCUCUUGCCCAUUUAAUGAAAGCGAUUGAUGAAAUGGAUGAUCCUGAUAACAGACCUGAGGGUCUUGACCUCAACAACUGGGAACGCUUCUGUGCAGCUCGACGUGCUAAAGUGGAAAGUGAACAGCUGGUGAAACAAAAAGCACUGACACUAGCAGAGAUGCAGACUUUCCUUCAGAAGAGGACUGAAGAUGAUGAGAAGAUACGAAGAGACACUGACCUAAUAUUCACUGAGCUCAAUCUGCUUAGAGAACAGAAAAUGAGAUAUCAGUUAGAUUUGAUGGUCCAGUUUCUCUUUAAACAAGGGCAAGUGGAGCUAGAGGGUACCAACUUAAUACCAGAUUACACCGAUGCUAUUCUUAUCCACAGGAGCAUUAUUGAGGAACUGAACAGCAUAAUCCGGGCUCAAGGAGAAAAGAAAAUUGCCAGCAUGGUGGAAAGUAAAGAUUUCCGUAAAGGGAUAUUUCAGCUGGAAUGGGAACAUAAGAAAAUGCAGAUGGAGGUGGAAGAUCUGAACGAAAAGGCCCGGGAUAUUCAAAAACUCAAUGUUACAAAAGAUCACCAGUUUUUCUUAAAUGUAAUUAACUAUGAAAGUCGAAUGAAUCAUGAGGUCUCAGUGAUGGAAGCAACGCUUAAUUUUAUAGAUAAGGUGCAUAAAAAAAAUGUGGAACAGCGAAGCAGAGUCAUUAAGGACCUGGAGAAGCAAAUCAGUCUGAAAGAUAUGGCAAACCAGAAACUCAGCAAAGAGUUACAAGAAAUGCUUGUUAGUGUGUCAGAAAAGAGGCACAUUCAUGAGGCCGCGGACACUGAGCAGCUUAAUCAAAAGAUUGCUAAAGAGCAUUAUGAAGAUAUCUUACAACGACAGCAACUUGUGGAUCUUGCCAAAGAACAGGCCCGGGAGUUGUCUAUCCUUCAAGCUGAAGUGGAAAGGCUAAGAAUGAGAACAUUUCCAGCUUUCUUUGAUGUACAUGAAUUUUAGCAGAGGGAUGCUUUCACAGCUAGAAGCAAUAAGAUAGCCUUGUAGACAAGUAGAAAACAAAUCUGCUGCAAGACAGCUGUUUUUUCCUUUUACAUACUUUUACUAUACUGAGCUUGAUAGAUUUACUUAAAUUCAUUCCGACUUUAGUUUUAGCAUUUUAAGGAAAAAAAUACUGACUCGAAAGUCAGCCCCCCCCCCCAUGCUCAGUCUCACUUUCUGGGUAGCCUAUGAUAUAUUUGCAUCAUUUAAUGGCCUGAUCUUAAACACAUUUCCAGGGACAUAAGGAUUGCCGCCGCCCCCCCGCCCCCUACUUAAGGGAGAGGGUGAUGGGCAGCACCCCACAUUGCCCUCUCUCAGCUUGUUCACUAGCUUGGGGGAGGAUGGUUCCCAGGCACUGAAGACCCAAGGACAUUGUCUUCUCUUGUUCAGUGCUGGCUCUGUUACUGCACACUUCCUGGUAAGUGCCAUUAAUCACAGCAGGACAAAGUGAACAUACAUUUUUAGGCUGUACACUCACCCUAUGCAAAUGAUUCCUAAAAAAUUACUCUAACAAACAGUGGCAGUUGUGGAACCAUUCCCAAGUGUUUGUUUUAAAGUAAAUUUUUGAAAGUAUG